Molecule: messenger RNA, 4793 nt
Organism: Lampris incognitus (smalleye Pacific opah)
Lineage: Eukaryota; Metazoa; Chordata; Actinopteri; Lampriformes; Lampridae
Gene: hyal2b
Product: hyaluronidase 2b
Exons: 3
Coding region: 1-1431 (476 amino acids)
Biological process (GO): hyaluronan catabolic process; carbohydrate metabolic process
Molecular function (GO): hyaluronoglucuronidase activity; hyalurononglucosaminidase activity
Source: RefSeq, a predicted model, not a curated record
AUGGGGGUCUUCUUUCACAAUCUACUGGCUGUGGUUGCCCAAGUGUCAUGGUUGCUUCUGGCUAUAUUGACACCCUGGACAGUUUUUUGUUCACAAGAAUUAAAGCAGACUAGAUGGCCAUUGUUCUCUCAGAAGCCAGUUCUCCUUGCCUGGAAUGCCCCAACAGAGGAUUGUGGUCCUCGACAUGGUGUACGCUUCUCUCUGGAGCAGUUUCAGAUUGUGGCCUCCCCAAAUGAGGGCUUUGUCAAACAGAACCUUACAAUUUUCUAUAAGGACCGUCUUGGCAUUUAUCCUUAUUAUGAGCAUGAUGGAACUGCAGUUAACGGGGGGCUUCCUCAGGCUGCCAGCCUCACUCAGCAUCAUGAAAAGAUGCCUGAAGGUGUGCUAAAAUAUAUACGUGAGCCAGGCAUAAAAGGCUUAGCAGUCAUUGACUGGGAAGAAUGGCGCCCACUGUGGAUCCGUAAUUGGGAUAUCAAAAAUGUGUACAGGGAGAGAUCCCUUGAAAUGGUAAAGAAAAAAAACCCUGAUUGGCCACCAGAACGUGUUGGAAAAGUUGCGCAGCAGGAAUUUGAGCUAUCAGCUCGCAAAUUCAUGCUUGAGACUCUGAAACUUGCCAAACAUUUGAGGCCAAACCAGUUGUGGGGCUUUUACCUUUUUCCAGAUUGUUACAACCAUGACUACAAGAGUAGUCUAAGGAACUAUUCAGGCCGCUGCCCUGAUGUGGAGGUAGCCCGCAAUGACCAACUUACCUGGUUGUGGACUGAAAGCACUGCACUGUACCCAUCUAUAUACAUGGGUUCUGUACUAAGCUCGACAACAUUUGGGCGCCACUUUGUCCGCAACCGGGUAAAAGAGGGAAUGCGCCUGGCAUCUGCUGGCAAUGGAUCAGCCCGCCCGGUUUUCGUUUAUACCCGGCCUACUUACAUCAAUAAUUUGACGCCCCUGAGUGAGAUGGACCUGGUCUCCACCAUCGGUGAGAGUGUUGCACUUGGGGCAGCAGGUGUCAUCUUUUGGGGAGACUCCAUGUAUGCAAGCAGCAAUGCCACCUGCUCCAGCCUAAAUGGGUAUCUCCGGGGAAAGAUGGGUCGGUACCUGCUCAAUGUGUCCACGGCGGCAGAGCAGUGCAGUCGGAUGCAGUGUGGCUACCAUGGCCGCUGUCUGCGCCGGUUAUCAGACAGUGACGUGUACCUGCACCUUAGCCCCGUGACCCACAACAUCACCAGCCAGAGCGGCAAAUUGAAGGUAACAGGCCAACCUGGCCAAGUGGAAUUGGAGGAGUUCCGCAAACACUUCCAGUGCCAGUGCUACAGUGGUUACAGGGGUGAGAGCUGUGCUCAGAAAGAGAAAGGGCAGAAUAGAGCCUCUUCUGUCCUGGGAACUUGGCCCCUCAGCCUUAUUCUACCAAUAGGACUCCUCGCCCUGCUGCAUUGAGGGAACUCAGAUAUCCAAGCCAUUCACUUCUCUUUCCCAUCCCUUGAAGGUGUCUAAGCUGAGAGGGAACCAUUACCUCUAGUUAAGGAUAUGUAAUAUCAAAACAUGCUCAGCUGGACUUUAGUAGUUGUAUUUAAGGUCAUCUCUAUAUGAUCAAAAAGCCUUACAAAACAAAAUAACUACGAAACAUGAAAACCAUUUGAAGUGUACUUAUUUUGGUUGUGAAGUUAGUUGUUGAAAAGGAAAAAAUGGUUGAGACCUACAGUUCGAUCAGAGGGCAUUUAUUUGCAGAUUGUUGGUACAUUUAAACAAGUUAGUUGUGCGUACUCUACGUCUGUUUUUUCGUAACCGUAAAGGGCAGUGUGUACUAGAUGUGUUAUGGAACCAGGCUGUUUGACUCUUAUUACAUUGACUUUACGUAUGAUAAUUAUGAAUAAAUCUGAGUGGCUACACAGUUAUCCUCAGCUCUCAGAAACAACAUAGCUGGAUCUAUUUGCUGCUGAUUAGAUUUGUGCCUUAACAAGGCCAGGAAGUAUCCAUCAGUGCAGUUAUGCUUGAAUCUCAGUUAAACAACCAAGUAACAAAUUGUAACAUCUGCCAAAUUUCCAUUUUAAUGAUUCCAAAGCUGUUGUAGUUACAUUGUGUUUUAUGUAUCAGGAGCAUAAAAUUCCAUUAUACAACAGCUGAUUUCUAAGUAUUCAAGUAUUUAUUGUUUGUCUGCAGCUCAUGUCAGCGUGCCUGCCGAUAGUACGGUGUUAAACAGCUGAAAAAGCAACUUCUGAUGCUAACUCAUUUCCUUUUCCUUUGUGAAUAUAUUGGUAGCGAUGGAGACAGCUAAGUAGGAUUGUAUUUAUAAGUGCAGUAUUUAUUCUGUUUGUGAACGCCCACAAAGAUUUUAGGUGACCAAAGACUCAUCAGCUGGCUGACAGGUGACAGGUUAAGUACACGGAUUGAAUACUGGAAAAUGUUGCAAGCCUGUAUGUAAAAUAUACUCUUUCUAGAUUUUAGGUACAAAACAUUUGCACAAACGAAGAUCAUAUCAUGACAGAACAUUUAUGUUUGUCGCAAACAUUGUAUUAAAGUCUGCACUUUAGCCAUUAAAUCAUUGGGGCAUAUCUGUUUUAUGACACGAAGAGGUGGAUUUUUUGUGCUCUUGAUGAACAAAGAGCCUUUUUUCUAACAAGUUGCAUUGCCCUUAGAAUAAUAGUGUUCAAAAUGUCUGCUGUUUCAUUUUAAUCUGACUUUUUGCAUUUCCCUUUAAUGCCUCAUGUUACUGUACUUUGCUUCUUUCUAGCGACCUAUGCCACUGUGAAGCUUGCAUAAGAAACCUGUGCUUGUCUUUGAUUGUAACACUGCCCUUGGCUCUCGGCUCAUUUGCAUUUUUAAAAUGACCAAAUAUUUUCUUUGUUAUUUUAUAAUUAUUUUGCUGCAUAAAAUAUUGCUCUUAGGGGGGGGAAGUCCAGAUUUGGAACGGCAUGAAUUUAUAAUUUAUUCCGUAUACUUUAAAAGGGCAAAGUACUAAGCAGUUAAAUCACAAGUUCCAGUGGCCCUACCAAUUAUUUUCUGUGGAACAGCAUGACGGGAAAAAGAACUGUGAUGUGAGGAUAGUCUUCAUUCAUCUCAAUGUCGCUGUUAUGUUGAGGCCAGAUAACACUAUUUUCAUUUCAAGAUUAUAAAUGAUGGACUUAUUAUAGUCGGUGAGUCAAGAACCAGUCACUAAAGUGAAAUUCAAAACACUUUCCAACACUUUUGUAAUGUUGCUGAAGGUAGUGAAAUCUAUUCAGAUGUUCAUGAUGAAUUAUAUUUCAGUAUAUCACAGUAACAAUGAACACGUUGGAGUAACUUAAUACAAAUAUCCGGUUUUCCCCCCCAGAUGAAUGUGAUUCCAUGUGGUCAUAUUUAAUCUACAAUACAGACAUGUCUUCAGUUAAAAUAUCCUGAAAUGGCUGCAUAUUUUGCUUAUUUUUUAGGUUUGUGGAAAAAAUUAAUGUUGCUAAUCCUUCUAGCGGCUCAAACAAUUUUCAUUUUCAUUUAGUUUCAUACUUUCUGAAAAGAUGUUAAAGAUUUUGCCAACACACAUUCAAUACGUAAAGCACUGUUGUCAUUUCUAACCCUCCUAUUCACUUUGUCACUCUCCAAAUUAAUUUUUUUACUUUUUGCAAGAAGUAGCUUUUCGGUCCGUUUUUCAAAAAAGAAAGAUAGAUACAUUUUCUAUGAUAAAGUGACCCAACAUUUAUUCAAGAAGGACGUUGGAUCUCGUUCAUACUGUAGCGAAUUGGGGGGGGGCAGUCCGGGAACCGCCACAGCCGGGACGCGAACCCGUGGUUCCCACGCCGCAAGGGACAACGUUAACCGCUCGACUAAAGGGUCAAACCCGUUAGUGGACUGGUUAACGUGGCCCCCCGAAUUCGCUACAGUACGUACAAAUUUGUUUGUACACACCCACGGAUUUUUUUUAGCCCUUAAAAUGGUCUGACAGGCUGAAACAAAGCCGGACGUUUGUUUGUUAUUCAUUUCCCCCAGCAUCUAUCGUCUACCUCUUGCAACGAACAAUCACCCAGGACACCAGUGUUAGCCAGCUAGUGUCUGCAUUCAGGGGUUACCCAGGUUCUACAGUGGUCUCUGAGACAAACUUCAGGGCUAAAAAAAUCCCAUGGGUGUGUGAGAACAAACGUGGCAAACAAACAUUGACGAAUGAGGCUCUUUUCCCUUAUCCUAUUGUAAACUACUAAUAAGACACGUUAGCCCCUAGCUAACCGGUCUGACCCUUUAGCCGAGCGGUUAGUGAUGUCGCCUUGUGGUGCAGUACACGCCGUGUCGAAUCCCGCACCGGGCGAAAAUAAAACGGUUACACUAUUUGGUUUGAACAUAAUUUCUAAGCGUAAAAAAGUUAAUCAAGAAAAAAAAAAUCUGAACUGUCAUUUACGUUAGAAGAGAGAAACAGUGUGUGCCAUCGAUGCUUAAACUGCGCCGAGGGGAACAACACGCCGCUAGACUCGCUAGAUGUUCACCGCUUUGCUUUGCUGAGGAAAGCCUGAGAAGCCUCGGUACUGAAAUGAAGAUUAAGCCAAAAAAUAGGAUUAGUUUUGUAAAAUCGCGAGUUAUAAUUACAUUGAUUACAAUAUCAGACAACAUUCAGCCUUGUUACUGUUUAUACUUGAAGUAAAAUAACACCUUUUUUUGUAAAAACCUGUCUUUUUAUAUUGAGACCUUGUCGGUAAAGUUUUGAAAGAUACUCGAAGCCUUGUUUUAUUUUUCCUUUGCUUGUGUCUUAUUUUGUUGUUUGGAACCAAAAUGCUUUGUAUGGGUUGCAUUUGUGUUGUCAUAAUGUGUCUAAAAACAACAACAACGCCGUUUUCACA